Molecule: messenger RNA, 2191 nt
Organism: Centrocercus urophasianus (Greater sage-grouse)
Lineage: Eukaryota; Metazoa; Chordata; Aves; Galliformes; Phasianidae
Gene: CENPT
Product: centromere protein T
Exons: 13
Coding region: 9-1949 (646 amino acids)
Biological process (GO): mitotic cell cycle; chromosome segregation; kinetochore assembly
Cellular component (GO): kinetochore
Molecular function (GO): DNA binding; protein heterodimerization activity
Source: RefSeq, a predicted model, not a curated record
GCUCCGCCAUGGCCGGCAGGGCCGGGCUCCGAGCCGAUCGCGAGGCGGUCCGCACCCCAAGGGUCGCUGUCAGGGCGUCUCCGAGGCACCGGGCUCGGGUAAAGGAGCGGGAGCCCGUCGUGUCCGCUGCGAGCGGAUCUGGCUCAGGGAAGGAGAACAAGGCCGGCAGCAGCACCCCGCUGAGGUACAGGCCCAAUGCCUUGUCUGAGCUGGACAACGCCACGCCGCGCCUCAUGCUGAGGAGGAUCAUCCAGAACCAACCACAAGUGUCACCUCUAGCACUUCAGACAGUUAAGUUGGAAGAAAGAGAAGAUGCUCAACCAGAGCCUCCAUCUCAGAGGACUUCUAGCACGGUGGAACUGCAACUGCCAGACCUUGCUGCUGAGGAUCCAUCUGUCACUGCAUUCCCCGUGACCAGGAAGAGAAAGAAACUCAGCGUGUCUGAAUUUGAGAGAGCAGCAGACAAGCGGCUUCCUCGGAAGCAGGCUCAUUCAUCAUUGGACAGCACUUUGGUUCGAUCUCUUCGCAUGUCAGUUGGCUCUGUGAUGGCACCAGACACUGUUGAAAAAAGAGGCUUACAGCGGAGGCCGCAGAAUCGCAAAGCUAUUGACAUCGCUGCUUUUGAAGGGGGAGUGGAACAGAACAUGCUGCAAAUGAAAGCACAAGACUAUCUUGUGGAUUUGCAAGCAUCAUCUAUGACUGGAACAACUGCAAUAGGAACUGAUGCAGAAGUGGUGCUGAAUAAUACAGAGCUCUUUGUUGAGCCUCAGUUUGGUGAACAGAACUUUCUUGCUGUUGAACCACAGCUGUCAGAUUCAAAAACUUCAGCACAAAGAAGCAAUUCUUCACAUCCUGCUCACGUGGAAGAAAGGUUGGAGGGCCUGGUAUCUGCUGUGAGCACAGAUGCGAGAAAGACCAGGAGAUUUUCUGAAAAGGACUUAAUAACUGAUCAUGAACAUGUUGAUGGGAUAACUCAGAAAACACCUGCAAGGCAGGGAGAAGAGGAGCAAGAUCACUCCCAGCAGAAUGACCCAAUGGAACAGUUCUCUGAGCCAGAAGAAAUGGCUGGCACUACAGAGCACCAUGCAGAUACUGAAUAUUCUGAACAUUCAGAGAAGAAACUGUCAAGAAAAUCAGAAUCACAGCUAACAGCAGCCCAGGAUGCUGGAAUCAAAAUGAAAAUGACCCCUUUGGAAGGAGGAGGAGCAGCAGAAGGCACUGAGCACCAGGACUCGCCCAAAGCUGAGCUGGAGAUGGCUGGAAGUGUUGGAGCUGGAAGUCUUGGCAGGCAUUCUCCUGCUUCGUACUCCCUUGAAAAAUCUGGGGCAAAGCCAUUAAAAGAAGCUGUUGAGCAAACAGGUGAAAUAGAACAUAGGACCAUCACAAGAGAGCUGGAUGCUGCUGAAGAAGAGUCUGCUGAUAACGAAAGUGAAAUAGAAGACCAUGAGAGUGAAGAAGUUUCCAUGAAGACACCCAUGUUUGUCCGUGCUGCAGACCACAGACUGCAUCCUGUGCUGUCGCCUCCACGUCCUGUAAAAUCUGCUGCUCCUGAGUUGCCCCCACAGCCACUGCGGGCUCCAAAGCCAGUUCCAAAGAGCUCAGGAGCAGCACAGAGGAAAACACGUGAGCCUGAAAUAGCAAGCAGGCUGAUAAAGCAGAUAUUUAGCCAUUACGUGAGAAUGCCAGUGACCAGAGAUGCCUAUAAAAUUGUUGAAAAAUGCUCUGAGAGAUACUUCAAGCAGAUCAGUAGUGAUCUGGAAGCUUACAGCCAGCAUGCAGGGAGGAGGACGGUGGAGAUGGCUGACGUGGAACUCCUCAUGAGAAGGCAAGGGCUGGUGACAGACAAGAUGCCAUUGCAUGUACUGGUGGAGCGUCACCUCCCUCUGGAGUACAGGAAGCUGCUGAUUCCCGUUGCUGUGAGUGGGAAUAAAGUGAUUCCCUACAAGUGAAAGUGCCCCUCUGGCAGUGGGCAUGUCCUAGGGGUGGAAACACAGCUGACCAUAGGUGGUUCCAUGUGAUGGUUUUCCACUUGCAGCUGCUGGGGCAAUAUGCACUCAGCACGGGCUUGAAUUGAUUCAGGUUGUGCUGUGGCUAUCGUGCCAGCCUGCUGGAUCUCACCAUCAAUUAUUAUUCUUGUAUCUUUAAAUACUUUUACAGCUCUGUAAAAUAAAAUGAUGUGUAUUCUGCACGA